Molecule: messenger RNA, 1800 nt
Organism: Anthostomella pinea
Lineage: Eukaryota; Fungi; Ascomycota; Sordariomycetes; Xylariales; Xylariaceae
Source: the annotation of a GenBank genome assembly
AUGCCUCCCCAAGAAGCCGAGUCAACAGAACGAUAUGUUCACCCUGAUGCACAGCAUGCAAAAAAGAAGGCUCCCUCGCCGUUCUUUAUCCAACCGAUCACUGCUUUCUACGUCUUCCUAGCAGCCAACAUCAUCGCUGCCCUGUUCGCCCCGAUCCAAGACUGCGAUGAGACCUUCAAUUACUGGGAACCGACCCAUUACCUCUCCCAUGGCUACGGCUUACAGACCUGGGAAUAUUCCCCAGACUUCGCCAUCCGAAGUUGGUUCUAUGUCGGGCUGCAUGCCAUAGCUGGAAACAUUCGAAGACUGUUGCCCCGAUCUACAAAAGUGGCCGAGUUCUACUUCGUACGGUACGCCUUGGCAUUCGUCUGUUCCCUAUGCCAGGUGCUCCUGUUUCGCGUCAUCAGCUUCACCCUAAACCCCCGAAUCGGACUGUUCUUCCUCAUGGCGACUGUCAUGUCUCCUGGGAACUUUCAUGCGAGCACCGCCUACCUACCAUCCAGCUUCGCCAUGUACACUGUCCUCCUUGGGACUGCUGCGUUCAUGAACUGGAGGGGCGGGGUCAAGACCUCAUGGGGUAUCUGGUGGUUUGCUGUCGGCGGCAUCUUGGGAUGGCCAUUUGCCUCGGCUCUUUGCGCGCCCUUCAUGGUAGAAGAGGCCAUCUUCGCCAUGCUCAGUGAUACUGAGCAUUUAAUCGAGUCCCUGGUUCGCGUCUCUCGCGGGGUUAUUGCCGGCGGGCUCCUGAUCCUCGGUGACGCCGCAAUCAACACUUUCUUCUACAAGAAAACAGAGUUCGUCUCGUGGAACAUUGUCAAGUACAACAUUUUCUCCUCCACAGGCGGUCCAGACCUCUACGGCACAGAACCAUGGACAUUCUAUUUUCGCAAUCUCGCAAUCAACUUCAACCUCUGGUUCAUCCUCGCCCUGCUAUCUAUGCCUUUGUUCCUCCUACAGAAGGCACUUUCCACCAAGCAGCAUGGCUUCCAGUCUGGAAUGCGAACAAUCGUGUUUCUCUCGCCGUUCUACAUGUGGCUCGGUAUCUUCACUGUGCAACCUCACAAGGAAGAGAGAUUCAUGUACCCGAUGUAUCCAUUCAUCGCCCUCAAUGGUGCUUUGGCGCUACAUAUCAUCCUGUCAGCCAUUGGCAAUUCGGACCCGAAAACACUAGUUGGCAAGAUCCCAGCAAAGCUCAAACUGUUGGGUGUUACGGCCGUGAUGCUUUUGUCGCUUGACCUGGGUGUAAGCCGCAUCAUUGGCCUCUACAGUGCCUAUUCGGCACCGUUGAAGAUCUACGAACCACUGGGAUCUGGAGUAAAUGGUCAGCAGGGUAUUGGAAGCCGUGGCGACAAUGUCUGCUUCAGCAAGGAAUGGUACCGCUUCCCCAGCUCCUACUUCCUCCCCCGCGACAUGCACGCCAAAUUCAUUCGAUCUGAAUUCCGUGGGCUUCUUCCUGGAGAGUUCUCUGAGGCGCGAACUGGCUUCGGGUUCUGGAGCGGGACAUGGCUACCGACGAAUGGGAUGAACGACAUGAACCAGGAGGACAUGGCGAAAUACGUCGACAUCAGACAAUGCUCAUUCUUGGUGGAUACUCAGUAUUCCGAGAACAAAGAUCCACUGCCACCGAACGAGCCAGACUACGUCGCAGACGAGAAGUGGGAAGUAGUCAAAUGCGAGCCGUUCCUCGACGCUAGCAAAACACACCUCUUGGCCAGAGUUCUGUGGAUGCCAGACUGGGAGGUCAUCCCCGAGAGAUUCAGGAGAAAAUGGGGACAGCACUGCUUGUUGAAAAAGAAGAUCUAG